GCUGCCACUCGCCGCAAUAAUUCAUUUAUUAUUAUUAUCAUUAUCAUAUUUAUCCCAUCAUAACCUUACAAAUAAGAGACUAAAAAAUACACUAACAAGUGUUGGAUAAAUCAAGGUGACAGUAAAAUUAAAAAUUCAAUAACAAUAUAAACAAAUAAUUGUAUCAAUUUUUUUAAUAACAAACUUAUAAUAAAAGAUGGCGGAUCGUUUGACACAAUUGCAAGAUACAAUAAAUCAGCAAGCAGAACACUUUUGUAACAGCGUAGGAAUUCUCCAGCAGUACUCGACGCCAAGUAAAUUCCCUGGUUUUGAUCGAAUAGGAACACCCCAGCCCCAUCAACCACAAGAAGACUACGCAGCUCUGUUUGCUACCCUGAUAGCAAGAUGUGCAAAGGACAUUGACACGCUGAUAGAAAGUCUACCCAGUGAGGAAUCUUCUCACGAGCUCCAGAUUGCCAGCCUCAGUCGCCUAGAGCAAGAGAAUCUGGAGGCCGGAGAGCAGUUGGAGGAAGUGGUGCGCCAAGGUGAAGCUCUAUUACAACGUAUUCAAGCUGCACUUCAGGAUAUUGCUCAAAGUCAGCUAGACAUGCAAAAUCCAAUAGCACCAGCCACGACUUCAUCAUCAUUAAAUACAAAUUUAAAUGUCACACAACAAUUUCAAGAUACUUUUAGUGUUAAUUCUGUUUCUGGUAGCAGUAACACUAAUUCACAUUCAACUCUCGCACCUGAUCAAUCAUCAGCUACAAUCAAUCAAUAAAUCAUUUAAGUUCAAUGCACUGUAAAAAAUCGGGAGUGAAUUUGGAUUUUAUUUUAUUUUGCAUUCACUUUGAUUCGGAGUUCCGGAGUUUUAAAAAAAAUUACUCCGCAAAUGGAGUAAAUAAGGAGUUUAUUUUGGCAGGGUUACAAUUCUACUCACAGGAAGUAGUUACAAGUCUACUCACUCACAACUUUACUCAGCCUCAAUUCUAAUCAGGUUUAACUCUACUGUUAUAUCUUUACUCAGCUACAACUCAACUCACGUAUUUUAGCCUAUCGAUAAAAUAGCAAUUCUUUGUGAGUAGAGUUGUAGCUGAGUAAAAAUUUAACUGAGUAGAAUUGAGGCUGAGUAAAGUUGUAAAUGAGUAGACUUGUAGCUGAGUAAAAAACUGUGAGUAGAGUUGAGGCUGAGUAAAGUUGUGAGUAGAGCUGUAGUUACUUCCCUUGAGUAGAGAUGUUAUGAGUAGAAUUGUAACACUGUCAUUUCGGAGUGAUCUGCAUUUUAUUUAAAUCCGCAUUCACUCCGAUUUAGUUUUAAUAUUAAAAUAAAUUUCCUGUAGGAGUGAAUUUGACUCCAAAAGGAUUAAAUAAAUACAGUCAUGAGCUCCGAAUUCACUCCGGAUUUAAUGCGCAUUCACUUCGAAAAUAUUUUAGUAUGUAAAUAAAAAUAAUAUCUUGAGCAUUGAAAUUAAAUAUUUCUAAUAUCAUA
Molecule: messenger RNA, 1465 nt
Organism: Microplitis mediator
Lineage: Eukaryota; Metazoa; Arthropoda; Insecta; Hymenoptera; Braconidae
Gene: MED21
Product: mediator of RNA polymerase II transcription subunit 21
Exons: 2
Coding region: 197-757 (186 amino acids)
Biological process (GO): regulation of transcription by RNA polymerase II
Cellular component (GO): mediator complex
Molecular function (GO): transcription coregulator activity
Source: RefSeq, a predicted model, not a curated record